Molecule: messenger RNA, 4250 nt
Organism: Homarus americanus (American lobster)
Lineage: Eukaryota; Metazoa; Arthropoda; Malacostraca; Decapoda; Nephropidae
Product: neurogenin-2-like
Exons: 3
Coding region: 1693-2466 (257 amino acids)
Molecular function (GO): protein dimerization activity
Source: RefSeq, a predicted model, not a curated record
CCCCCCCCGACACAAGUCUUGGAUCACUACCUGCGUCGUCUUGAAAUCAGAAGGCCACCAACUGACCUGUCUACCGCUGUGAGGAACCUUUACACACGAGCUCCCUUGGAAAAACAACUGCGUUCCAUCGAGACAUUUGUUGACAGUCUUCACGAGGACUGUCAGACACGACGACGAUGUUCAAAAUGGCGUCAAUAAUGAAUUAAGAAUAUCUGGUGUUUGUGAGGCUGCGGUGGUGAUGGUCCUCAGCGGUGACUGUAUGUGUGUGUAUGUGUGUGAGUGUGUAUGUGUGAUUGGCUACUCCAGCCCGUAGAGGCAGAGGAAGUAACAGACCGUACUCAGACUGUACUCAAAUUCUCUAACUAAACCCAUAAGACUAGAAAAUUGUACUCAGGCCAUAAUAGUGUAACCUAACCUAGACCAGUGAAAGAUUUUUAGAUCAAGAUAAACAAAUAAACUAAGAGAUGGAAGACACGUAUGGGAUGAUGAUGAUGAGGAGGAGGAGGAAAUAAACAAGUAAGAGGAACACAAGAAUGAUAACUGAUAGUGAGAGAGAGAAGAGGAGCUACGAGAGAUGAUGACCAAGUGCUACGUCUGACGAUGUAUGAGCGACUCCUUCUGUGGCCACGGUAUUAGUUAGCUCAGGUCUGUGUGUGUGUGUGUGUGUGUUUUGCCUAGCCGUGAUCAUCAGUGCACGACGAGGAGGAAAAAAUUAAUAGGAGGUGAGAAUCUAUGAACUUUUAUUAUGAAAUUGCUGCUCCUGACGAUGUAAGAACUCCUGGUGGCCACAGUAUCACCCAGCUCCGUUCUUGGGGAGUGUAUGUAUGUGUGUCUCUUGACUCGGUAUUGAAAAACCUUACUCGUGAUUCUUAAACUUUAAACCGUUAAAAAGAAAGGGAGGCUGCUCACUCAUUCAAAACAAUUCUAAUGGAUAACUAAAACAUUUGACAGCAAUGUUCGUGAGUGUGAAACAAGAGACCUGCUAGAAAUUAUAGCAAACAGAUAUGUUAUGGAAAAGUUGUGAGGACUGGUAGAGACAACGAACCAGUAAACAAUGUAGAAAAAUUAUUACUCUGUGUUGUGAAUACGUAACUCUGGCUACUGACCAUCAAGCCACAGUAAGACUUCACAGGACUCAGUGAUGUGCCGUGGUAAUGAAUAACAGUGAUGGAUAUACUAAGAGAGUCCUGCGUGUGUGUGUAACGAGGACCUGGUGAGUCACCAAGGGGGCCAAGAGGUGCUCCUGUCUCCCCUUGUCACCAGACACAUGUACCAAGAAUUAUUUGGGUGACAUAUUACUGUAACUGAGCGUAGAGGAAAACUGUGUUAGUUAUAUAUGUGGCCAGUUACUUGUGAGGACCUGGUUACUUGUGAGAGGGACCUUCUGGUUACUUUUGUCAAGUGACUCGCACAGGAGUGUGUCCCUGUUCAUCCUCGUCAGCUGACUCACAUGUCAGGUGCCUGAGCCCGGCCACCACCCGUGUGACGUCGCUUUGAGUGAAGAGACAAGUGAGAAGUCGUUGAUAACAAGCGAACACAUCAUUUUGUAUUAUUCCUUUACUUCGGACUACUAACUGUCUGGUUAUUGUGACCACGAAAACCUUUCUCCUUCUUGAUAUAACGAUAAAACGUUUCCAAUAUGCAGAGUUUGUAGCGUCAACAGAGCUGCAUUAGUGCGAGUGUGCAACAAAUAUGAUAGAUAACAAAGAGAGAGUAAUGGAGGAGUUCAACCCUCUGACAGGACAAGGCAGUAGGGCGCCACAGUGUACUGACGCAAACAACAACACUCGACAGCGGAGAACGUCGUCGUUUACCGUAGAGAAGUACGGUCUCCGUCCUCGGUCUGUGGUGAGGAGACUACAGCUAGACCGAGGACGAGAAGGGCUGUCACAGAGAGAUACAAAAUCCUCGAAGUCGAGGCCGCCGCCGCUGUCCAAAUACCGCAGGAAGACCGCCAACGCCCGAGAGAGACACCGCAUGAAAGAGAUCAACGAUGCCUUUGAGACUCUCCGUCGUAUCCUACCAGACUUCUGUAGUCGUCGAGCAGCGGCGGCCAUGACCAAGAUCACCACACUGAGGCUCGCCGUCAGCUACAUCAGGGCGCUCUCACACAUCCUGCAGGACGGACACCCAGGCGAUAUCUCCUUCUUCGAUGACCUCCACUUCGAGGACGUCCCCAUAAGCGGUUCUCAGCUGACCUCGAUAUCUGGUAUGAACGGCAGUCAACCUCAGACCCACUUGGUGGAGAAAUGCCUCACUAUCUCACCUCUACCCUCUACCUCCUUCUCCCCCAUCAGUUGCUCCCUCAGCACAAGUAGCGACCUAAGCGACCUCCUCUCCGACGACUCGUGCUGUGUGUUUGAGGACAACCUUCACGCCUUUGACGACAUCCCAGCAUUGCCCGAGGCCGCCGACCCCUUCUCUCUCAUCCUGGCGCCUGACGGGGAGGCUCUCCUGCUGGGGUAGUGGACCAGAGGGACGAGUGUCACCACCUCCUGUCUUGCGGCCUACACCACCACCCUCCCAGAUUCACCCUGGAGGACUCCCGUGGAUCCUGAAGGACUCUCGUGGAUCCUGAAGGACUCUCGUGGAUCCUGAAGGACUCUCGUGGAAACUGAAGGACUCCAGUGGACCCUGAAGGACUCUCGUGGAUCCUGAAGGAUCAUCAAACGAUUUGACCCCCAUGGAACGUCAUACAAACAAGCACCCUAGUCCUUCACACAGCCAACCCCCACUAAGCCUCCCGUGUGGACAAGCCCUAACAGCCUUCACUUGCUAAUAUCCGAAAACCUGCAAAAGACGAAAGCAAAAAGUACUCCAUACUAUCAGUCCCAAAGGCCCUCACCGAGACUCUACUUGCAGGUCUCUACACGGUCGUGAACCAGUGAGGUGUGUAGCUGUGAGACAAUAAGGACCAAUUACGCUGGCGUCAGUCCGUCUUGUGGUUCGUCUCACCAAUGGUCACAAGUCAUCCAUCACGGACUGUGUCAGAGGGUGGGAGAUCAUCAACGAGUCCUGGAUCAACAGGUUCUCGAGUUCUCAAAUGAGUGGUGAAAAGUUUAGCGGGCGGGUACGGUAGGUCUUCUACAAGUGGCAUUAACCUGGUGGCCUCGUCCUGACUCAUACCACACUCGACACUGGUCAGUCUCCCGAGAACAGAGUCUUCAGCCUUAUCGAGGCUUCAAUAAGUGUUUUAGUCUGGUCAAAUAUAAUAGGUAUUUUAAGCGUACUUCAUAGUCUGUGGUAUUGGUGUCCGAGUGUGGUCAGGACUGAGGUUAAAGAUCAAAGUGACGGUAAUGUUGUCGUCUACAGUGAGAGGAAAUAAGCUUAGUACAAACUAGUAGAGAAACUAAUGCAUCUUAACCCUCGAGUGUGACAGACGCUGGAAUAAACAAAGCAUCAGUUCCCAGUACUUUACGGUCACCAUAUACACGUGAAAAUUACCUCUGUGUUUACGAGAAGCAAUGUUACAUGUGAGGAUCAGGAGGCUCACCACUGUAUCCAAACCAAGACUCGGUGAUCCUCUUGUACACGUGAACAACAGAAAAAUGUUCAAGUCCCGAUAAAGAUUCACCAGGUCCCUGAUACAUGUGAACAAAACUAUCCAUUAAUUAACAGAUAUCUGGUGCUGUGAAUCUGCCUCGUAGUGUCAUGGCCUCUUUGUUUACGAGAGAAAACUAAUACAACGUUUCCCUCCAUACCAAGAAACUGAAUACGCAUCAGUUUUGACCAGAGGGAAAGAACAUGCUUUAAUGAGGUGUUUGUUCAGUGGAUAUAUAUUUAUAAUAGAGAAUAAAAUGUACAUAGGACUAUAGUUUAUGGCAGGCAGAGUUAUCAGGUGUUGCAUUAUGUUAUACAGGAAACGUGGACAGGUGAAUGACUAUGACACUCGGACGGAGAAGGUAAAUAUGACGUAAUUAACAACAAAAGUCAUAGACGUGGGUCAUUAACAAUUAACCUCUGAUAAAAAAGGAAUCAAAACAACAUCUUCUCGUCUGAGGGAUGGCGACCACGGCCCGACACUCCAUAUGUUGUCAAGAACGUGUUUACCAAUCCUCCCUAUGUUGUAUCUCUCUAGGUACCACAACCUUUUUUUUUUUAAUUUCAUUCAUCCAUUUUCAGUUUCUGUCUUUCCCUGUUCCUCAUACUUUCAGAUUUACCCAUUAAUAUAUCUAUACAAAUUAUACAGUGUACAUAAUUUUUCACUUCUCCCAUGUAUUUUAUUUUUAACUCACUGUCAACAAAAAAAC